Aedes albopictus (Asian tiger mosquito) is the source of this 11499-nucleotide messenger RNA. RefSeq lists its product as uncharacterized. Lineage: Eukaryota; Metazoa; Arthropoda; Insecta; Diptera; Culicidae. Bases 1646 to 9799 code for a protein of 2717 amino acids. The transcript has 15 exons. Gene Ontology annotation, biological process: regulation of transcription by RNA polymerase II. Gene Ontology annotation, cellular component: chromatin. The record is from RefSeq and is a predicted model, not a curated record.
UGGUUUCUCUGCUCUCCACGGCAUGCUGGUGUAGGUUCGGUACGAUUUGCUACGCGACGAACGGUGAACGAGCGGCCGUGGUGUGGAUGGACGGCGGAAAGCAGAAAGCACAGCAGCAGCAGCACUGCCAGGCCAGGCCAGGAGGGAAACAUUGCGAAGAAGUUGAGUUGAAUCGGGAUGUCGUCGUCGUCACCGAGUCGAGGCCGAGCGAGAAGAACGACGGGGGAGUGUGUGAGUGAGUGAGCGCGCGGCAGAGCCAGCAGCAGUGAAGUGAGAGCCCCGACCGACCGAGUGCGAUUUGAUGUUCGGAAAAAGAAAAUGGCCGCCGUCGCGUGUGUGUACAUCUCACAGCAGCACUCAGGCACUUGGGUAGCGCUCCUCUUGGCAUAGACGGUUUUUGUUUUUCCACGUAAUUUUUCACCUUCUAAGCGCGGUUCAUCGACACGACAGCAGAGGGCGCGAGCUAGAAGAUUUGGCGGAGAUUUUGUGCGUAUCUGCUGGUGAUAUUUCGCGUGUGUAAUCCGGAACUGGCCACGGAACGUGAGUUUUACGCGCUGUGUGUGGUGGAUGAGAACUGGGAGACCCUGGAAGUGACUGACGACGUCGUGUGGUUCAGAGCCAGCCGCAUCCGGAAGGCUCCGCGGAGUGUUUCGACAGCAGUGUUUUAUUCGCUCGGUUCCUCUUCCUUUCACGAGUGAAGACGUUUCAUCAUCGGCAGCGCAAGAGAAGAAUAUUUUCAUAUUUUCGGUGCUUUUGGUUCGAUUUUUCAUAAUCCACAAUAAAUCCGCGAGAAACCGAACGUGAUUAGUCGGGUUGUCCCCGGUUGUGUGUCAUGUGAAGGGGUUUGAAGGGAAGGAAGAAGAAGAACCCAACAACAACAACUACAAUAGCAACAACAGCAGUAGUAGCAGCAGAGUAGCAAGCAGAAGAAGAAAAGAGGCGAAAUUUCUGUGCGGAUCUAUUGCAUGAUCCGGAGGAUGAAGUGCAGAAGGUGAUUCCGGGCGGUUUUCUUCUUUAUUUCGUUGUUGCAAUUUACGGAAACAAUCGCACACGUUUCGCGGAGAGGGAAGAUGUGCCCUUCCAGGCCGCAUCGAUGAAACGCAGCAGUGAUUGUGCAACAGGGAUGUGUAUAUAAAAUUCUGUAAAUAAAUGUGUAUGGUACGAAGCUCCCGUAAGAAGAAAGUUGAUAAAAGUGAAAUUUAGUUAGUUUUCUAAACAUAGUAGCUAUGACGUACUGAUGUAAAAAGUAAAGUGAAUUACGCCCCAUUGAUUGUGUAAGUGGUGAAUGUGAAAAGCAAAAUCAGUCUUAAUGAAGAGAAGAAAAAAAAUCUGCUGUUUUUAGUGAUAAAAAAAGAAAAAUCUGCACAUGAAGAGUGUGGCAAAUUGGCAUAAGCAUAAGUCGCGUCACAGCAGAAGGUUUACAGGAAAAUAUUUCCCUCAAAGUGAAGAUGAUUGAAGCUCGCGAGUGUCAAAGUUUUGACAGCCGAGCUUGAAUGAAGGGAAAAGUGGUGAAGAGAAAAAUAAUCAUACUUCGACGCAUCAAGAAAGAGAAGCAAAAAAUCCGACGAAGAAGAAGAGCGAAAUUGCAUUUCAAUCAAUCAACUGUGUGAACAACUGAGGAAAAUUAUGCUGACUUCGGAAUGAGAUGGAAGCGGCUAUUCGUUCUGUGCAGCAGGUUGGGCCACCAGGCCAGAGGGCCGACACUGGCCCUUCGCCGCAGCCUCCUCCAACGAUGUCAUUUCAGCAACGUGUACCACCCGGUGCUGCGCAAAUUCAUAGAUCUGUUGACCCGGCCCAAAGCUAUAGCAAAGGAGGCCCUACCCCAUCGCAAUCCGCCCCUAGAUCGGCAGCUAGUCCUCUCUCGCCACCCCGACCCGGUCCGGGAGCGGGAGCUGCGAAUUAUCCACCAUUUGCAGGAGCACCAGCGCGCGAGGCACCGCUCAGAUAUGUGCAAACAAACUCCUACUACCGGGAGAACCCCUACACCCGCGUGUCACAGGUACCACAGGUUCCGGAGUACCAUCGACAGGUACCGGUGGUUUCGGUAUCGAGUAGUAUACCUGCACCUAUUAGUAUAGCAAAUUCCAUGGAGCAGCCAGUACAACAACAAUCAACCCGACCCCGAAUGUCCCUGCUAGCCCAUAAUCCUGAUUACCUGCAGGCACGAUCCGCGCAGCAACCACCGCCGGCACCGUCGGACACCGGACCACCUGCAUUUAAAAAGAUUCGUUUAAACGAAAACAGUCAACCUGCGCAAUCCCUCCUGAAUGUUGAUACACGUGAUCCACCGGUGUCAUCCGGUGCGUAUCAUCCUCAGGUGGAGGCGAUCUCACCAACGCUGCCAAGUGAUCCGACCGAGGAGCUCCGGGCCACCAAGGAUGAUCUGUUACAACAGAUUGCCAAGGUGGACGUGGAGAUCGACAAGACGGAGAAGAAGAUCGCCAUGCUGAAAAAGAAGCAGGAAACGCUUGAAGAGGCUUCAGCGAAACCGCCCGUCGAUGAGACGACCGCUGAGGCUCAGCCCAAGCACCGCAGCUUAGCGCAGCAAAUCUACGCCGAAAAUCGAAAACGAGCGUCGAACGCUCACGCUGUACUGAGUGCGCUUGGCACUGCCACCGAUCUGCCCCUGUACAAUCAGCCGUCCGAUGCGGAAAGUUGUCGCGAAAUCCAGGAACGACACAAAACGUUCCGACAGCGACUGUUACUGCAUUUCAAGAAGAUAAAAUCCGAGCGGGCGGCGAAACAGAUCGAACUGACUGAACGAUACGCGCAGUUAUCACAAGACUGGUCCAAACGUGUAGAUAAGAUGGAAGCUAGUGCAAAGCGGAAAGCGAAGGAAGCGAAAAACCGGGAGUUUUUCGAGAAGGUGUUUCCCGAGCUUCGAAAGCAGAGGGAGGAUAAAGAGCGAUUUAAUCGUGUAGGUUCUAGGAUUAAAUCCGAAGCCGAUCUUGAAGAAAUCAUGGAUGGUCUUCAGGAGCAGGCGAUGGAGGAUAAAAAAAUGCGUUCAUAUGCUGUGAUUCCACCUUUAAUGUUAGACUCCAGACAAAGAAGGCUAGUGUUUAAUAAUGAAAAUGGAGCGCUAAUAGAUAUGGAAACAGAAUUCAAGGAACGGUUAAAUUUAAAUAUGUGGACGGCUGGCGAGAAGGAAGUUUUUCGGGAGAAAUUUUUGCAACAUCCGAAAAAUUUCGGCAUGAUUGCAGCCAGCUUGGAUAGGAAAAGUGCGCAGGAUUGUGUGCGAUAUUACUACCUCAGUAAAAAGGCGGAAAACUAUAAGCAGUUGUUACGAAAGUCUAGGCAGCGGACGCGAAGUUCGAGGAAUAUGCAGAAAUCCAAUCAAAACCCGACGCAGUGCAUAGUAGAUGCACUAACAACUGGUGUUACAACAAGACUACAACGUGAACAACAACAAAAGACUGUAGGCCGUGAUCGUGCCGCGAAUUCAACAAAUAGUUCAAUAGGAAAUAGUUCGGCAUCUAAUGUCUCAACAAAUUCAUCUUCAAAUAAUACUAAUAACAAUAAAAGUAGUAGUAAAAGUAAUAGCUGUAGUGCAGGUAGUAUUAACACGACUCCGGCUGUAUGUAGUAGUGCAUCAACAACAAACACAACUGCUACGGUAUCGUCUGUAGCGACAGCACCAGUAACCAGUACGGUAACGACAUCUGCAGCAUCUCCUCCACUGGCAGCCGCCGCUACAGUGUCCUCUGCCAGCGCCGCCACGACGACGUCAACAACUGCGACUAGUAUAAGUAGUAUAACGAGCACUACAAGUAGCAGCAGUAGCAGUAGCGGUAGUAUCAACAGCACUACGAAUGAAAGCAGUAGUACAUCGAAUGUAAAUUCCACGCUUCCGGGUCCUGCAGAGGGUACCGAAGCGAACGUGAAGGAAGAGACUGAACAGGAGAAAGAAGCAGCUGGUUCUGAAUCGUCUCCAUCGGCUCUGUCUGUCACUACAACUGCUUCUACUACGGAAAGUAACAGUACUACCGCUACUUCGACAACUGCCCCUGUGUCAACAAGUCCAGCACCAGCAAACGCAACUCCAUCGCGAAGUGCAACACCUUCAACCGUAGUUCCAUCACCUUCUUCUUCUGCAUCAACUACUGCAACUAGUAUAUCUGUGGUUCCGUCGAGUACAAGCGCGCCUACUAUGACCCUGUCUAGUAUCUCAUCGAACGCAACGCCUUCUUCGGUCUCCUCGAGUACCAUCAGCAGCAGUAGUAGUAGUAGCACUUUGGUCCCAGCAGUGAGUGUGGCUGUGUCCAGCAGCAGCAACAGCAGUAGUAAUUGUGCAAACAGUAGUACUAGCACUGGUAAUAGCAAUGCCAGUAACAACAAUAACAGCGGUAAUCUGUCGAAUGUGUCUGCUGUGGAAACGUCAUUUGUACCUAACCCUAGCCCUAGUAUAUCUGCAAUUCCGCUGAACGGUGUAAAAACGGACGUACUAAACUCAACAACGGCGACGACGGUAACAUCCGUGCCGGCGCCGCUGAACAACAGUAGCUACAGCAGUAACAACAACGUUAAUGCCAGUGUAAAUAGCAUCAUCUCCACAAUGCCUAGUUCCGUCACUGGGGGAGUCGGUGGCGGAAUCACUUUGGCCCAUGGCGGGUCGGUACCAGUUACGCUUACGGCAGCUGCCCCGGGUGGCGGAAUCAUUUCGUCCUCGACGUUGGUCCCCAGCUCACAGCCACAGUCAACGCAUUUACAACCGCUGCCACAUCCGAAUGCUGUGAUGUUCAACAACAAUACAAGCACCCCGAAGAACUCGACGACGGCCACUUCGCUGGCCGAUAUCAUCAUAAAGGAUAUAACGCUGGGAUCGGUGGUGGCCAGUGUAGUCAACAGUAAACUUGGCGUGAAGGAUAACCUGCUCAAGGAUGACCUGGAGCCGAGCGACGCGAAAAAACGGCGGAUCGAUUUGGACGGAUCAAGGGACGACGGCAUCGCACAUGACGGCAAAGACAAGGGUGGCGCACUGCACUCCUGUUUCGUGUGUAAGGCCGAGAUGUGUCCUCGUACACGCCCGCUCGAACGCGGCCGGGGUAUGCAGUACGGCAUACCGGAAGAGGCGAUACCGCCGGGGGCACGUGUUUGCAAUACGUGCCAAUGCAAGUCGGUGAAAUCUAGGUACGACUCGCAAUAUUACUCUCCCUCCGCAUUUGCACAGGGCUUAAUAUUGAACGAUCAAUCCGUCCAUUCUAGAUACACGCACUGUCCCUUGCCGACCUGUCCAAAUCCGAAAGACAGAGUGAAACGAUUCCGAAAUCUUCCACCGCGUCUCUUCGAGCUCUCGCCGGAGAUUCGCGACCCAAUCAUUCAAGAGUUGCAAAUUCCGCCAAACGUGACGAAAUGUUGUUCCGCCUGUCUGACUCGCAUCCGUCGCAAAAUGGGUCCCCAUUUGCUAGGAACGAAUCUUACCGAUGACGAAGUGACACGACUGAAAAAGCUGCUGCAGGAUGUUGGACCUAAGUGGAACCAACUGGCAGAAACGCUGAACAAGACUCCGGUCGCCCUGAAGAGUUUUUACUUCCAUUACAAGAAGAAAUAUGGCUUCGACUUGGCGGUAACGGAGUACUACAAGCUGCAUCCCGGUGAAGAUCGGCGUCCUGCAAUGACCGAUGGCGAUGAGUCCGAUAUGAGCGCUUCCUCAUCUGACGAACGAGACGGAAGUAGUGAUACAACGGCAUCUGCCGAGAGUCCGAACAACUCAGUUCCGCUGAAUGUUACAAAGGAGGAGAUUAUCAAUGUUCCUGAAACGUUGGCGCCACCCCCUCUGACGAAGAACUUCGAAGAUGAUCGAUUACUACCGCCCGGGCAGCCGCCUAGGAAGCAGAAGCUCACAGAAGAGUAUGACAGCUCGGCAACGGAAACAGCUGAUGAGGAAAAUGAAACUUCCCCGGCGAACCGCCAGAGUCCCAAAGUUCACUAUCCACCGCAUGGUGGAGCGAAUCCCAUCAUCUCUGUACACCAUCCUCCCUUACAAAACGGGCCCCGUGGUAACGACGUUAGCUCACCUCAAAACGUACGGGACGUGAUGCUGAAUGUGAUAGAAAGAUCUCUAAAAUCUAAUAGUAUGAUGCCCGGGUCAGCAAAGUCAAUGAAUUUCCCACAACGAGAAUAUCGAGAUUUGUCGAAGGGUUUACCCAAUCGAUCUUCCUCCGGAGAAAUGGCAACACUUUCGGUGGUGAAUUCCCAUCCUCAAGGUCAACCAACGCAGAUCAUUAGUCAUCAUACUCAUCCGAUCAGUUCCCAAAUACAAGCUACUAUUACACCAGUGCCCCAGCAGCAACAGCAGUCACAGCAACAACAACAGCAACCUCCGCAAUUAUUGGCACCGACGCAACAAAUACAACCUCCUAUGCAACAACAGCAACAGACGCCGCAGCAACCACAAGCUCAGCCUGAUCAGCUCUCCCAUCAGCCGUCCCAACAAUCGGCGCCCAGCUCGAGUGCUCAGGAGAACAACAUGGUGUUCCGCUUGCAGCACGAAACGCUCGAUCUCAGCAUCAAGAAGCCACAGAGAGAUAACUUUCCUCCACCAGCGCAUAACAGCAAGUUACCCAGUGCCCCACCGUCACUCAAACAUCAUCCGAGCAACAUAAGCACAGUUACUCUGUUUCGCACGGAUCGUCCGGAGCCCUAUCCGCCGCCAAGUAAUCAGCAACCUCCGAACAUUCCAACGUUUGGUCCCUACGGACCUUAUUACAGCGACGCAGCGGGCCGUUCAUCGAAGCUACCUUCCGGCUACUCAAAUAUGCCCGGAGGUCCACCGGUCGGCUUAAACCAAGGUUCCGGCGGUCCUCCGAAUGCUGCUCCGUCCAUUAUCGGGCGGGGUCAAAUACAACAACAAACGAUCUCGUUGACGCCACCUCCUACGAAGAAGCAGAAUGCUCCCAAGUUGAGCCCCAAAAUGACGCAUCAAGUGCAAUCGGCCAUGCAACAACCUCCGUCGCAGUCCACCGGACCAAAGGGUUCGAUCACCCACGGCACCCCGGUAAAUGCUGCUGGCCAACAAAUCAUAGUCCAAGGCCAAACUACGCUUAGUCCUCGCUAUGAAAAUAUGCUUCGGCAGACCCCGCCCUCGUCGAACGACAAGCUCGGAUCCAUCACCCAAGGAACACCGGUCCACGUGUCCGCGCAUACUCUGCCGGACAAACGGCCCACAUACGAAUUCAAGUCCUACAACAACCGACAAAGUCCGGCACAAGUGUCUCAGCCGCCGCCGCAAGGAAGCCCCCAGGCGCCUCAGUUUGCGUACGGCCGAAAUGCCCCGCCCUUUUCCCUGGAACCGCAGCAACUCAGUUCCCGGCAGAUCAUCAUGAACGACUACAUAACGUCGCAGCAAAUGCACGGCCAAGCCCAAGGCCGGAACUCGGUCGGAACCGGAGGCCGGCCCGAAAAAGAAUCUCCAUCCCCGCGGAGCGCUCCCAAUGUGGUGAACUCGUCGGCUGCUUUACUGUACGCCGCCGAACGGGACCGCAACGCCAGGCCAGAGUAUCUGAACCGGGCGUCGUCCGCCGAUCACGUCAACAGGGUUUCUCCUGUUUUCAGCACCCCUAGUCCGCACAGGACUCCGCCGCCGCCGCAGAGACAGGGCGUCAUCCAGAGGCACAACACGGUCGGAGGCAGUGGCAACGCUGGCGGUGGCGCCGGGUCCAAGCCGCCCAGUCCGGCGCCGAAUCGUUUGCAUCUUGUCCCGCCAUCACAUCACUACAUGCAAGGACACGAUGCAUUCGCUUCGCUAGUUGACUUAGCCGUCCAGCAACAGCCAAUGACGGUUCCGCACAAGGACGACAAGCGACCAUCGAUCGUCGAACAGCAACCGGCCCCUCCGCCGCCAACGCACCACGACAUUCGGUAUCACCCGACCAUGAUCCAGAUCCACCACCAGCAGCAGCAACAGCAGCAACAACAUCAAGCUGCCGCGGCUGCUGCUGCAGCAGCGGCGGUCCAACAGCAGCACCAGGCAGCAGCGGCCGCCGCAGUAGCGCAACAACAACAGCACGCAGCAGCGGUGGCAGCCCAGCAACAACACGCUGCAGCAGUUCAGCAGCAACAGCAUCUACAAAGACAGCAGCAGCUGGACCUACAACGUCGACAGCAGCCUCAGCUGCAUCCCUCGUUGCAACACCCGUCGGUGGCGGCCUAUCGGGAACAGCAGAUGGAGCGGGAUCGAGAAAUCGUGAACUAUCGAGAACGUUUUGAACGGGAACGAAACAUCCACGCCGAACGCGAGCGCUCGAUCAUGGUCGAGAGGGAACGAGAACGGCAGUUGGAACGUGAGCGGGAGCGAGAGCGUGAACAACGCGAAAGGGAACGAGAGCGUGAGCAACGGGAACGAGAGCAGAGGGAACAGCGGGAUCGUGAGCAACGUGACCGGGAGCAACGCGACAGGCAACAACGCGAACGGGACCGGGAACGGUUGGCUCACCAGGAAGAAGAGGAACGUCGCCGGAAGCACUACGAAAUGAUCAAUGAACGGAUGGAAAGUUUGCCAUUUCGUUACAGGCCCAUGGAGCCAGGGAUGGGAAUGCGACCAUCGUCGGAGGGCCCGCUGACCGCGGCCAAUCUGAUUGAUGCGAUAAUUACCCAUCAGAUCAAUCAGACGGCGUCGGAACCACCGCUGCCUCCCAGCCGCGAUCUGCACCGUGCUUCUUAUUAUCCCUCCCGAGAUCAUCGUCCACCGCCGAUCAGUGAAAACAACGGGAAAUCUCAUUCGCCAAACGUGAUAAACAUCGACGUCGACUCGGAACCGACCCGGAAGAACAUAACGCUCGGCGAGUUGACUGAAACCAUCAUCACCAAGGACUAUUCCCCGGCUCCGAACCCGUUCCUGCAAAUGCGUCCGAUAAUGGCCAUGGAUCCCUCCAUGAUCCCCGCAUCGGAAGCCUGGAAAUACCGACGGAUGCCACCGAGUAAAGAAGACCAGGGUCCCCAUGGCCAACCCCCGCAGUCUCCCUCGCAACAACCAGUGCAAUUGCAAGUGCAACAAUCGCAAGGUCCACCGGGUCACCAGUACGUACAACCGGGCAGUAAAGGUCCCGGGAGAUCGACCCCGGAUGACCGCCACAUUAUACGGAUGGCACAAUCUCCUGGCGUGCGAAAUAAGUUCCACGAAUCGGUGUCACCUGAUACUCAAUUCUUUCAUCCCGCUGCGCCACUUACCCGAUCUCGGGAUUUUGCCUUAGACUGCUACGUCAAGAGCCGAAUAGUGGAGGCAAUGCGAACUGAGGACGACAAGCGGGCCGAUGACGGAAGAGACCACCAGUCACCAAGGAAUCCUUCGCCAGCCCAGCACGGCCAUGGACCGCCAUCCCAAGGUCACCACAACAAAGAUCUCGAUCGUAGUACAACUCCAGGUGACAUGCUAAUCGACGACGAAACCGGACGGCCUGCUUCCGGAGGUAACCCACAUCGACCUCCAUCGUCAUCUCAGCAAAUGCCUCCUCAUUCGCAACCUCAGGGAGGAAUGCACAAUUCCCUCCAUCCGUCAGCUUACCAUGGAGGAGCCGGUCAAGCCCCCGGGCCACCACCAACCACCUUUGCUCCACCCACGUACUAUCCCUACAGUGCCCUUACUGUAUCGGGAGGCCCCGUAGUAGGCAACCUGGGUCCUCCGGGACCUCCCAAGACGACUCUAGUAGUGCCGACGCUGGGCGGUGCCGGCGGCAGUGGCCACCCACCACCCAACAGCGGCGGAGGCAUGAACGAUGACCGACAGUCUUCAUCCAACGCGGCGCCCAUUGAGCCCAAACCACUCCUGUCGGCUCAGUACGAGGCGCUCAGCGACGAAGACUAGAACACACAAUACACAUACAAUCGCAUUCUCAUUCGUAUCGUUCGUUGCAUAAUGUGAAAAAUGAUAGAACAACAACAACAACACAAGUUGAAUACACACAUUCAGUAUGAAUUAUAUCUCAUGCAAACUUGUAAUUUAUUAUAAAUAUUAAUUAUAAUACAGAUUAUGAUAAUAAAACUAAAGUAUGAAUGAACAAAAUUAUCUAUGAAAAAGGGUAAACAUGUAUUCAAAAAUAAUACAUAAAAUGCUAGAACACUUACACACUGAAUAAAGGCAAAACCAGCUAGAGAGAUAUACAACGAGAAUUAUUAAUAAACAACACAACCCAGAAAGAAAUAAACAGAGGAUAUGACGAAAAGUAACGAUUACUCCAAUACAGUCUAUCCUGUUGUUAGAAAAAUAUCUUAAUCCAGACACAAACUCGCAACCUACAGAGAUAAAGAGAGUUUAAUGCGCUUAACCCUUCUAAAAAGAGACACGUCCCCGUCUAGAUAGAGAGAGCGAGACACCCGUACGAAUUACCACAAACUAGAAGCAUUUUCCCUCUUCUUGAUCCGGGUACGCGGAACUGACGGAGGAUUCCAGAUCUGACGAGACAGUCGUGUGUUACGCGUAAAUGGAAGUUGUCCUGCAUGUGUACUACCCGCGAGCAAGCGAAUCUGUUUUAAUGUGUGUUGCGCAAUUGGACAAAGGAACGCAAAGAAAGCAGAAAGCUUAAUAUGUUUAUAUAGGAGACAACAGAAAGCUUAACCGCACACGAUCACACACAUACAAACAAACCAUUGUGGAAGGGCGCGGAUUUAUUGUACCGAGCUUGUUUAAGGGAAAGCUAGCAACAAACAAAUAAAGUAAAUAAUUAAAACAAAUAAACAAAUAGUUCGUCUAUGCCAACCAAUCCGCGGGAGAGAAUGCAACAAACCAACAAGUAAAAAAAGAACAAUGCUAGGACUGUUUUGAGUUCUCCAUUGUCGAUGUUCUAUGUUUUAUUUUCUGUUUUUCUCUAAGUUCAGAGAAGGGGCGAAAAAAGCUCUGUUUCAAACACGUUUUCUCCAACUCUGUCACCGGUGGAAAACGCAAAAACGUUGUUUGAAAGUCCGGAUAUUAGUGGAAAACAAAAGUGGAAAUAACGCUACAUAUAGGCAAGUAAAGAAACUUUUAGUAAUUAUUGGUUUAAGAUCAGUGCAGAGCAGGCAAAUGAAGAAGCAAGUGAAGCUAAUGUUCCAAUUAAGUCCAAACUGCUGAGAUUACCGCGCUGUACAAUAUAAAUACACAAACAAAAUAAAAUGAAGAAAAAACGCAUACUGCAUCAAGUGAAAAAAAAGAAUAAAAAUCGAGAGAAAAUGGGAGGAAAAAAGUGGUAUGUUACGUUCUCUAUAAAGUAUAAAAAAUGCAUGUAAUUAUAUUAUUGUCAAGUUCAUUAUAGUUCUGAGGAAAAAUUUUAAGUUACUACUUAAAAGAGAAACGGAGAAACAACUAACAAUUCAUUGAUUGCUGAAAAUAUAAAUUUAGUUAGGUAGACCAGAAAGAAAUUAGAUCGUCUUAAGGCAGAGAGAAUCAAUGAUUAAUGAUUAUGUAACAAUUUGUGUUAGGCCUCUUUUUAGUUUGUAAUUAUUUCCUUCUUUUUCUAAAAAAAGUAUAUAUUAACACGAUAUGCAAAAUCUAAGCAUUAAGUGAAUAAAAUAUAAAAUAAUUAAAAUUAA